Paramecium tetraurelia is the source of this 1437-nucleotide messenger RNA. RefSeq lists its product as uncharacterized. Gene Ontology annotation, biological process: regulation of DNA-templated transcription. The transcript is spliced from 4 exons. The record is from RefSeq and is a predicted model, not a curated record. Gene Ontology annotation, cellular component: nucleus. NCBI's taxonomy places the organism in Eukaryota, Ciliophora, Oligohymenophorea, Peniculida, Parameciidae. Gene Ontology annotation, molecular function: RNA polymerase II cis-regulatory region sequence-specific DNA binding; DNA-binding transcription factor activity, RNA polymerase II-specific.
AUGUAGUAAAUUGAUACACAGUUAUUGGAUGAUUUUCAUCAAAAAUUCUUAAACUUCUACUCAAAGGUCAAAGGUGUGAUGAGUGUCAGAUUAAAUUAAAUGAAAGAAAAGUUUAAUCUAAAAAUUGAUACAUUUCCCGAGGACCAAGAAGUGUUUAACAUCCAACAAACCAAUAAACUUAAUCUACAAACUUAACCAAACAAACCCAAAAAAAAUUGGACUGAUGAUGAUAAAAAGGUUCUGAUUUGGUUAGUUGGAAAGUGGGUUACAAUAAAUAAAAGAGAUUUAAAAUAACUGAACGAUAUUGAUUGGAGUUCCAUUGCCAGUAUGAUGCCUCGCCGAGAUGCAUUCAAAUGUAAGUAGAAAUGGUUAUAAAUGCUUAAACUCCCUUUGCAAUAAGCUCCAUGGACAUUUGCUGAGGAUAAUUUGCUACAAAAGAUAAUUUAUGAAUUCCAAACUCAAAACAAGGGUAAUAAAUGGAGUCAAAUUGCCACAGCUCUCAACAAAGCCAAUGAUCAGUAAGUCCAUAGAAAUGGUAAACAAUGCAGAGAAAGAUGGAAUAAUCAUCUUAACCCCAAUAUCAAUAGAAACCCAUGGUAAUUAAGCGAAGAUUUGGAUCUGAUGUGUUUGGCUAAAGAAUUAGGGAAAAAAUGGGCGUUGAUUUCAAAAAAACUAAAAGUUGCAAGAAGCGAAAACAACGUCAAAAAUCGAUUUAAUUGUCUACUAAGAAAAGAGAAGAGCAAUAAAUCUGGGAAAAAAGAUUAAGAGGAAAGUCAAUCUGAAGAAAACUCUAUUUCAAACUAAGCCUCAACUGAAGAAUUAAGUCACGAAGAAAUUAAGCUCAUUAACUUCAUCAUCAAGAAAAUCGAAUGGCGAAUUCAAUAAAGUGAAAACAUCAAACAAAAGGAACCAAAUGAUGCUGUCAAAGAAGAACAUUAAGAAGUAGUCAAGAAGGUUAGAAUUGAUGGGCAAGGAACAUUUUACAAGGAAUUUAAGUAAAAGAUUUCAAAUUUUAAGAAUAUUGAAAAACUAUAAUUGCAAGUUAAAGAGUCAUAACUUAACGAUGAUGAAGUAGCUACUCUCAUGCCAUGUCUCAUCAAUAAAGAAAACAAUCAAAUCUAUUUUGCCUCCCCUGAACAACUCUAUGCGUAUCUGAACAAAACCUCAGAUAAUGGUUAAGUGGGAAUGCAACAAGAGAAUUAUUUGUCUAAUCCUAAUAGUUUAGGUUCAAUUAUGUAUGAUCCUAAGUUAUUCCGAUCUAUUGUAAUGCUUCAGUCCAAUGAGUUCCAUCAAGGAUAGAGUGGAAUCUACAAUCAGAGAUCGUUUUACAAUCAGAAUCAUAUGGCAAACCUCUAAAGUCUAAAUAGCUAUCCUUAUUCAGUUGCCAUGUCACCUUAUCCUUCACAAGCUAAUUUAACAAAUUAAUUAUAAAAAUGA